Rotaria socialis is the source of this 1131-nucleotide messenger RNA. NCBI's taxonomy places the organism in Eukaryota, Metazoa, Rotifera, Eurotatoria, Philodinida, Philodinidae. The record is from the annotation of a GenBank genome assembly.
AUGACAUCAAUAACAAAAUCUGUUCCCAAUAAUGAUACUGUUUUCAACGUAAUUACGAACUAUUUACAUGCUUCAUUAUACGAACAUCAAGAAGGUAAUUUACUUGAACCUGAAAAAUUUUUCGCUCGCGAUGUUCAUAUUAUUAUUUGGACUCUAACGAUUUUUACUUACCUUCUUGCAAUUCCAAUAGUCGUACGACUAGUUCGAACUCGUGCUUAUUUAAAUGUAAUUGAUUAUUUUUCGUUUCAUAUUAUUCUUUGUGCAUUUAUUGCAUGGAUUCCAUCUCUAAUCCUUCUUCUUUAUCAUUGGUUUCAAUCAUUUAUAUUGCGAUUUUGUCGUUUGCAUUAUGUUAUCUUAUCAACAAAUGAAACCGUCCCGUUAUUCUUCAUACUUUAUAUGACAAUAGAACGUUUUCUCUAUGCUCACCCAUCAAUAAAACAAAAAUGUACGCGAUUUUCUCUUAUGCCUGUUAUAUAUUUAUAUGCAAUUUUUACUUGGCUUUUAACAAUGCUGAUUUACGCAUUGGCAUCCCCAUUCACUUCAAAUGAUUCGAAGUCGAUUGCAGCAUUGUAUACAACCCAGUAUUGUUCAUAUAGUUAUAAAAAAUUACAUUUAAUUGAAUCAAGUCGUUCAAUAAUUUAUUUUUGUUUAUUUGUACCAUCUUUGAUAUUAAUUGCUUUUGUUUUGAGAUAUUUUUAUCUGAUGCGUGGUACAAAUCAAGUUCCAUCAAUACAAAAACUAUGGACAAUACGUGUUACAUCAUUACUGUGUAUCGUUGUUUUUUAUGAUGCGUAUUUAUAUUAUCUUGAACAUAUUGCUGAAACCUACAAAUCAUUUUUAUUCGCAUCAAUAUUACGUUCAAGUUUUUAUCUAAUACAAUUACUAAUAAUUGCUUUUACAGAGCCAUAUUGGCUUGAAAUGCUAUUUGAACAUUGUGCUUGUCUCUGUUGUAUGUGCAUGGGUCAACGACGAAAACCAAUAAUACCAAUUGCUAUGCCAACUGAAACAGAAAUAGAUACUUUACCAGGUUUAUCAUCUGCAGGACAUUAUUCACUUGUUGAGGAUACAUUUAGUGAUGAAUUUGAUCAAGUUACUAAUCAACCAGAACCAGUAUUACGUGUUAUCGUUUAA